Ipomoea nil (Japanese morning glory) is the source of this 753-nucleotide messenger RNA. RefSeq lists its product as uncharacterized. The transcript has 2 exons. Lineage: Eukaryota; Viridiplantae; Streptophyta; Magnoliopsida; Solanales; Convolvulaceae. Bases 1 to 753 code for a protein of 250 amino acids. The record is from RefSeq and is a predicted model, not a curated record.
AUGGGUUUUUCGCACAAGAGUAAUGCCGAUGGCACAGUGGAACGCUACAAGGCCCGGUUAGUGGCCAAAGGUUUCAAUCAAGUGGCAGGCGAGGAUUUCUUUGAGAUGUUUAGCCCGGUAGUGAAACCGACCACGGUUCGGCUAUUACUCUCAUUUGCCAUAUCUCGCGGGUGGACACUCUGCCAGUUGGAUGUCCACAACGCCUUUCUGAAUGGGCACCUGGCUGAAACAGACUAUAUGCGGCAACCACGGGGAUAUGAAGAUCCCGAUCGCCCUGAUCACAUCUGUUUUAUUGCUUCGAAGACGGAUGUCUCCCUGUUCCACUACUGGACUGGGGAUUCCAGGGUUUUCUUACUCGUUUAUGUGGACGACAUCAUUAUGUUCGGGAAUGACACGGUCUUGGUCGAUUCCUUGCUACGGAAACUGACUACGGCGUUCAAAAUCCGAGACCUUGGGAAACCCACAUUCUUUCUCGGUAUAGAAACACUUGUCGUUUCGGAGGGUAUGAUUCUAUCGCAACGGCGUUAUAUGCGUGAUAUUCUCCAGCGGGCAGGUAUGACCGACUGUAAGCCACUAGCAACACCGGCAUCAGUGACUCAACCUGUCUGUCAGUCCACCGACUCAUUCGCCAAUCCGACGCAUUAUCGUCGGCUAGCUAGGGCCCUCCAAUAUCUCACCAUUACUCGCCCGGAUCUGUCCUAUUCUGUCAACCGACUCUGCCAGUUUAUGCAUUCUCCUACUGAAGAACACUGA